AUGAAAGCUGUAACAAUAGCACGAAGAUUUAACCAUGCUACAUUACAAUAUGCUUCUAAUAAAAAAUCGUUCUUAAAGAUACGUGGACCUGAAGCUCCCAAGUUUUUAAAUGGACUAGUUACAUCGAAACUAUUACCAGCCUUUACAAAGAAGAACUUGACAACUAUUAACCCCCAUCAAGAGGAUAAAAAUAACCAAUUAGAAUUAGACUUUGAUGAAACUCAUAGUAAUUGGGGGGUUUUCAACGAAAUGGGUUAUAAUGGCUCUUAUAUCUCUAGAUUUGGUACUUAUACCGGAAUACUUAAUAGUAAAGGUCGUCUUUUAACUGAUACCCUUCUUUAUCCAUCACCACUGUGUCAUGGAACCAAAAAAUCCAUGGCAUGGCCAGAGUAUCUUUUGGAGUUUGAUCCAUCAAUUGGUUCAACGCUGAAUAAAAUGUUAGAUCUACACGUUCUCACUAGUAAAGUUAAGACUAAAUUAUAUGAAGGUGGAUUUACCUCUUGGGAUAUGAGAAUUCUGUUACCAGGUUUACAGGCUGAAGAUGAGAAUCCCUGGAUUUCUAACGUUUUGGAACCAUCUACCAUGACGAAAAACCCUCAAGAUGCGCAAGCAUUUGCCGCCGGUUUGGCAUCAGCUCUAUUCCAAGGUAAUGAAGCUCAAGUUAUUGCCAUGUAUAUCGAAAGACGUACAGACCAAUUAAUUGAAGCAGAUGGAUCUAUGGGUCAACAGUUUAGAGUUGUCACUAAGAAUGGUGUCGAUUUAAAAUCGAUUUUAAACCCACAAGGCUUCCCCUUUGAAUUUAAGCUUGAAGAAGUAGAUCCUGCAUUCUUUAGAAGAUUAAGAUUUGAGCAGGGUUAUGUUGAUAGUGUCCAGGACUACACAGCAGAAUCAUUACUGCCAUUAGAAUUAAAUUUCGAUUUUUUACCCAAUGCUGUAAGUGCUGAUAAAGGCUGUUAUAUCGGCCAAGAACUAACCGCUAGAACUUUUGCAACAGGUAUUUUGAGAAAAAGACUGGUUCCAGUAACUUUGUUCAAUCCUGAGAAUUAUCCAUUACCGCAGGGCAAACAGUACCCUGAUAUUAGCAUGGAACCCGAUCCAAAUGAAACUCGCAAACCAAGUGCUAAUUCUAAUCCCUUUGGGAACACUAAAACUCCUAAACGUCAAAGACCCGCAGGUUCCCUAAUUGCCAGUGAAGGCAAUAAAGGUGUUGCAAUGUUACGUAUUGAGCAUUUCAAAAGGGCAUUCCAUAGUGAGGAAGAUGAUAAACCAUUCUAUAUCGCUACAGAAGACGGUAAAAGGAUAGGGAUUAUCCCGAGCCAGCCAUUUUGGCUACUUGACCAUGAAGAAGAUCUGUAA
This is a messenger RNA of Zygosaccharomyces rouxii, 1356 nucleotides long. It is a transcript of the gene IBA57, whose product is annotated as Iba57p. Bases 1 to 1356 code for a protein of 451 amino acids. Gene Ontology annotation, cellular component: mitochondrial matrix. Lineage: Eukaryota; Fungi; Ascomycota; Saccharomycetes; Saccharomycetales; Saccharomycetaceae. The transcript has a single exon. Gene Ontology annotation, molecular function: protein binding. The record is from RefSeq and is a predicted model, not a curated record.